AUAUCCUAACCGUUAAACCAGCGCUUGAUCAUUUUAUUUACUUUUUAUUUGCUCAUCAAACAUGGUUUAAAACUGAUCGUGAUUAUAAGAGUUGAAAGUUUAUUUUAUAUGAAGAAAAGAACUUAUAUAAGUCAGUGUUUGAGUCUUGUGAGGAGAAGACUUAUGGAAAAUAUUGUAUUAUUUAUAAAUAUUAUACUUUUAAUCUUUGAAUAGACGUUGAUUUGGUUUCCAACUUGUGAUAUCACUGAAAACAAAAUGGCUACCGGAGCAAAUCAGGUCGUCGCGGAAUGCAUUGAUCGUCAACAUACCGAUAUCACAAUGCUCUUGGUGGGGCAGACCGGACAUGGGAAGAGCGCCACUGCAAACAGCAUUCUUGGCAAGAAUGCAUUUAAAUCCAUGCGCUCACCGGGAUCCGUCACAGAUGACAUUGGACGAGACGUCGCUUUGAGGAAGGGGCGUCGCAUAGAAAUUGUAGACAGCCCUGGUUUUGCUGAUACAUCGAAGAGCGCCGAGUUUGUACAUAAAUGCCUUUUAAAGGCUGUCUUCCAGACAAUACCUGGCUUCACCGCGAUUGUAUUCAUAUUGAAUCCAGAAAGGUUCACAGAUGAACUUGUGAAAACCGUGAAUCUGUUCUUUGCAUUCUUUGGAGAAGGUGUUGACAAAUUUGCUUUCAUUCUCUUCACACACACAAAAUCAAAUGAAAGAAUGCAUGAAUAUAUAAAUAAUGCUUGUGCAAAGCCAACGGGCAAUGUGCAGGUCCUACUGGACUUAAUCGAACGGUGUAGAAGCAAGGUUAUGUACAUCGACAACGACAAAAAGAACGAAAAGAAGCAAGUCAUGGUUGAUGAAAUUAUUCGUACUAUUGAUGCAAACAUAGAGCGUGUAGGACAGGAAUAUUUCACCAAUGAAAUGUUUAAAAUUGCCAUGAACGAAGCCGACAGGUACAUGAAAGAUCAUCAUCCGAGAACAUCAUUUGAGAGAAAUUAUGCAAUUGAUAUGGUAGAGAUGAGAAUUAAAACUAAACCAGAAGAUAAAGGCAUCGAGACAGCUAAGAGUGAAAAGGAUUUUGCGAAGCAACAUAGAAUAUCAAUAGGGCGAGACGCAUUUGAAGAGCGCAGGAGAAUUUUCGAAUUUGCGACACAACACAAUCAUAUUCACAAACCGACAUGCAAAACAGUAGCACAAUAUGAAAGUGAUCUUGAAAAAAGUUAUAUUUCUAGAAAGUGUACUGAACCAGUACUUUCAAGUCGUUGUUCAAUAAAGAUUCAUGAUGAUACUUAUAAUGCAUUACAUGAUGUUAGGCAACAGGUAGACUUCGAUAAUCAAUCUGUGAGGGAAAGUGACGAGGACAGGCCAGCACCACGCAGAAAAUACGACCAAUUUAAAAACAAAGUCAUCAACGAUAAGAAUUUCUUCGAAACACUAGUUGAAGCCUUAAAAAAGUGGUUUAAUACCCACUUUAAAACAAUGAACAAAGUUUUCCCGCAGUUUAAAGAUAUGUAAAUAAAAGCAAGAAAAAAUAGUAAAUGCAUCAUUGUUUUGAACAUUCUAUUUCAUUAUUAAACAGCUAGCGAUUAUACAUCUUCAAAUAAGAAUGUUAUUUUAAGAAGUUUAAACUUAACGUCUGUACCAUUUUAAUGGAUACUUUUUAAAUGUAUAUGUUAUCCUGUUAUUUUAAUAAAUAUGGAAGAUUUAAUGCUCUGAUAUGUAAUUGCACAACCACAUGUAUUUGUAAUAGAACCUCAUCAUACAUUGUCUAAGAAUAUGUCUUUCUUUUCUGUGUACUUUGUAUACUUUGUUUGCAUAUAAUUUGACGGUUUAGUUUAUCUUUUACUCAUUUUUACACAAAUGUAGAACGUUUGGAUAUUUUAUUAUACUUUCACGUUGUUUAUAUAAGUAUAUUAAAGUACUUUACACUGUGUUUAUAUGCGUGUAUUUAAAGGAAUAUCAAGACUAAGUGUAAUUACUAGUUGUAUAAAUGA
Dreissena polymorpha is the source of this 1982-nucleotide messenger RNA. RefSeq names its product GTPase IMAP family member 9-like. Bases 256 to 1503 code for a protein of 415 amino acids. The record is from RefSeq and is a predicted model, not a curated record. The transcript has 4 exons. Lineage: Eukaryota; Metazoa; Mollusca; Bivalvia; Myida; Dreissenidae. Gene Ontology annotation, molecular function: GTP binding.